UCCAUUUGCUCAGACCCCAAGGCACUUGGAUGGCAGCUCAGGAGCUGGGAUGGGAGCGUGCGGAAGACAGGGGGAACCUCUGACGGCGGCAGCCGCUCCGCUGCCUCAGGCCGGGCUGCAGAGGGAGCCGCAGGGGCAGCCGCGCGCUGACAGCCCUCCCUCAGCCAACGCCCGCCCGUUUUAAAAGCGCUCGCCCGCCGUGCCCCGCUGUGAGCCCGGCGCUGAUUGGCUCCUGCCUCCCGGCAGUUACACCUGCCGCCCAGCUCCGCUAGGCCGCGGGCUCGGGCCGGGCGGCGCCGUGCUGCGCCGAGCGGUGGGGUGAGGGAAAAAGAAGAAAAAAAGAACUAUUGCAGACAUGAAUGAGGAGAGUUCAGCUGCAACAAGUGAAUCUGGCAAAAUGAGAGGUGGUAAUCAGGCUGCUGCCUUACUGGCCCUACUAGACAAGACUGGGUACACCAUGAUUCAAGAAAAUGGGCAAAGAAAAUUUGAUGGGCCUCCACCAGCUAUUGCAGACAUGAAUGAGGAGAGUUCAGCUGCAACAAGUGAAUCUGGCAAAAUGAGAGGUGGUAAUCAGGCUGCUGCCUUACUGGCCCUACUAGACAAGACUGGGUACACCAUGAUUCAAGAAAAUGGGCAAAGAAAAUUUGGUGGGCCUCCACCAGGUUGGAAAGGUCCUCCACCACCUCGUGGGUGUGAAGUUUUUGUGGGUAAGAUCCCUCGUAACAUUUAUGAAGAUGAAUUGGUCCCUCUUUUCGAGAGAGCUGGAAAGAUCUAUGAGCUCAGGCUGAUGAUGGAAUUCAGUGGUGAGAAUCGAGGCUUUGCUUUUGUGAUGUACACCACUAAAGAGGAUGCCCAGCUAGCCAUCAAGAUUCUUAAUAAUUAUGAAAUUCGUCCAGGGAGAUUUAUUGGUGUCUGCAUAAGCUUGGACAACUGCAGACUAUUUAUCGGAGCAAUUCCAAGAGAAAAGAAGAAAGAAGAAAUACUAAAAGAAAUGAAAAGAAUUACAGAAGGAGUGGUGGAUGUCAUUGUUUGUCCAGAUGCCACAGACAGAACUAAAAAUCGUGGAUUUGCUUUUGUAGAAUAUGAGUCCCACAGAGCAGCUGCAAUGGCUAGAAGGAGGCUACUCCCAGGAACGUUCCAGCUCUGGGGUCGUGCAGUUCAAGUCGAUUGGGCAUGCCCAGAGAAAGAAGUUGAUGCAGAAACAAUGCGGAGAGUUAAAGUAUUGUAUGUAAGAAACUUAAUGAUUUCUACUACGGAGGACACAAUUAAAGCUGAAUUCAACAAGUUCAAGCCACGAGUAGUUGAACGUGUAAAGAAGUUGAGAGACUAUGCGUUUGUGCAUUUCUACAACCGAGAGGAUGCAGUUGCUGCCAUGUCUGUGAUGAAUGGAAAGUGCAUUGAUGGAGCCAGCAUCGAAGUAACUCUGGCAAAGCCAGUUAACAAAGAAAGUACUUGGAAGCAACACCUUAAUGGUCAUGUAAGCCCCUGUUCUGAGAAUCUCAUGGAAAUUCCUAGCAGAGAAGACAGUCACCAAAAAUCCGUAGAGAAACCUGCAAGUCUUUCUCUCAGCCUUAAUGGUCAGCACAGUCCGAGCUCUCCUGAACUUGAAUGGUAUCCAUACCCAUUUCUUCCAGGAGUAAAGCUUAUUCCAAUUAGCAUGUAUUCUCUAAAAUCCAGUUACUUCAGUUCUGCUGUGAUGCGUCUGGAUUACUUUUGCUACAAAAAUAACUGGUUGCCACCAGAAUACUACUUGUACUCAACCACAAGUCAGGAUGGGAAAAUCCAUUUGGUGUGCAAGGUGCUUCUUCCGAGUAUUGCAGAUGGUUCGCAGAGCUGCUUCAUGUCACACAAACUCUGUACCACACUGGAAGAUGCGAGGGAAUUGGCAGCGCAGAUGGCACUUCUGCAUCUAGACAGCUGUACACCUAACUCAGCUUGAAUUGCCCUGAAGUUGAGCAGUUGAAAAAUUUGGUAGUUGUUACUUUGAAUCUUGCCACGAAAGGAAGAAUACCACACUGCUGCGUGAUUACUGGAAAUUCAGAUCUCAUGUUACCUGCUGAAGGAUUUUUCAAAAGGACGUGUUUUAAACUUUGGAAGAUGAGUGCAAUUCAAUGUUAAAAAAUUGUUUUACUUAGAUUAAAUUUGUUUUAAAGGUAAUUGCUUAAAAGAUUUCAUUACCUAUAGUAGUUUCUACAACAGUAGCCUCUUUUUAGUGUUGAAACAGUUUAGUAUGACUCCUGCCCACUUGUAUUAUGAAUUUCAGUCAGAGUAUUUUUUAAGAUUGUGUUGCAAGUAAUCUUAAGUACACAUUUAAAAGCCAGUGCUGCCAGUGCUGCCUUUUCAAGCAAAAGCAACUCCUGAUAUUUCUGUUAGUGGCUGUAGUAUGAAAUACCACACAAAGAUUUGCUUCUGUAACAGCACACAUUUUAUAGGAAGAACAUUUCCUACAAACGUUUCCUUCUAAAGAGAUGUCAUUAAUUUUGUUUCUUUUACUUUGUUUCAAAAGUGGAUCUGUCUCCUUUAAAACUGGGUAAAUGCUUUCAGCUCCUGAUCAAGACUAAGGAUAUAAUGACACAACCUGUACAAGUGAUGUUGUAAGCUUUUUUUUUUAAACUUGGAAAGCUGGUUGGAGGAAAAAAGUAGAUAGAAAACAAUGCAAUUGAGUGCUUUAAGUUGAAUAACUUUUCUUAAUGCAGUCAAACAUUACAGUUGGAUGUUUCAUCAAUAUAUUGCCUUUUUUGAUCUACCUAAAUGUUAUUUAUAUUUAAUGAUAGCUACAUAGUUGUUACAAGCGUUGUGAAUUUUAAUGUUUAAUACUGUAUUUUACUUCUUCAUUUGAAUUUGGACAUUAAAUUCAUGCUGUUAGCA
Messenger RNA from Tympanuchus pallidicinctus (lesser prairie-chicken), 2868 nucleotides. RefSeq names its product RNA binding motif protein 46 (gene RBM46). Gene Ontology annotation, cellular component: nucleus. The record is from RefSeq and is a predicted model, not a curated record. Gene Ontology annotation, molecular function: mRNA binding. The coding region runs from base 356 to 1939 and encodes 527 amino acids. The transcript has 6 exons. Lineage: Eukaryota; Metazoa; Chordata; Aves; Galliformes; Phasianidae.